Molecule: messenger RNA, 1275 nt
Organism: Otolemur garnettii (small-eared galago)
Lineage: Eukaryota; Metazoa; Chordata; Mammalia; Primates; Galagidae
Gene: PDCD10
Product: programmed cell death 10
Exons: 8
Coding region: 233-871 (212 amino acids)
Biological process (GO): positive regulation of MAP kinase activity; regulation of Golgi organization
Cellular component (GO): FAR/SIP/STRIPAK complex; Golgi apparatus
Molecular function (GO): protein kinase binding
Source: RefSeq, a predicted model, not a curated record
UUCCGGACAACGCCUGGUUCCUCUCAGGUCCUUCCGGCGUCGCCGGGGUGAAUUGAUCCGGGAGUUGAAGAGGGCUCCAAAGGUGGGAAGUGAAGUCAGUGCCUCAGCUGCCGGUCUUUGAAGUUGGUGCCCAUUCUUUUAUCCAAAAAAAAAAGAGAGAGAAGCAACCCUGCAGUGAAUGAAGGUUCCUCUCCAUCUCCGCACUGCUUUCUCUACUGUAGUUCGCUUUUGAAUGAGGAUGACAAUGGAAGAGAUGAAGAAUGAAGCUGAGACCACUUCCAUGGUUUCUAUGCCCCUGUAUGCAGUCAUGUACCCCGUGUUUAAUGAGCUAGAACGAGUGAAUCUGUCUGCAGCUCAGACGCUGAGAGCCGCGUUCAUUAAGGCUGAAAAAGAAAAUCCAGGUCUGACACAGGACAUCAUUAUGAAAAUUUUAGAGAAAAAAAGCGUAGAAAUUAACUUCACAGAGUCCCUUCUUCGUAUGGCAGCUGAUGAUGUAGAAGAGUAUAUGAUUGAACGGCCAGAGCCAGAAUUCCAAGACCUCAAUGAAAAGGCGCGAGCCCUAAAACAGAUUCUCAGUAAGAUCCCAGACGAGAUCAGCGACAGAGUGAGGUUUCUGCAGACAAUCAAGGAUAUAGCUAGUGCAAUAAAGGAACUUCUUGAUACAGUGAAUAAUGUCUUUAAGAAGUACCAGUACCAGAACCGCAGGGCGCUUGAACACCAAAAGAAAGAAUUUGUAAAGUACUCCAAAAGUUUCAGCGAUACUCUGAAAACAUAUUUUAAAGAUGGCAAGGCAAUAAAUGUGUUCAUGAGUGCCAACCGACUAAUUCAUCAAACCAACUUAAUACUUCAGACCUUCAAAACUGUGGCCUGAAAGUUGUAUAUGUUGAGAGAUGUCCUUCUCAGUGGCAGUGCUGAGCUGCCUUUAUCUGUAAAUUUUAAAGUUUGACUGUAUAAAUUAUCAGUCCCUCCUGAAGGGAUCUAAUCCAGGAUGUUGAAUGGGAUUAUUUCCAUCUUACACCAUAUUUUUGUAAAAUGUAGCUUACUCAUAAUCUCACACAGAAGAUUUUGCAUCACUUUUGCUAUUAUCAUUCUUUUAAGAAUUAUAAGCCAAAAGAAUUUACGCCUUAAUGUGUCAUUAUAUAACAUUCCUUAAAAGAACUGUAAAUAUUGGUGUUUGUUUCUGACAUUUUAACUUGAAAGCGAUAUGCUGCAAGAUAAUGUAUUUAACAAUAUUUGGUGGCAAAUAUUCAAUAAAUAGUUUACAUCUGUUAAACA